AUGAGGAAAGACGAGAACGCCCGAAAGAUGUGCUUGCACAUCAGCAGCUCCUACGCAAGCGUUGUUGGGAACGAUGUUACUGGCACCGCUCGUCGCUGGGCCCAGUCUAUCGCCGACACAGUUGGCAUAAGCCAGUACAGAAUCAAGAACCCCGUGAUUGCUCCAGGUACUGUCUUCAACUUCACUGUGACAGUUCCUUUCGAGGAGGAGGAAUGGCCGAUCAGCGCCGAGGAAAUAUCGUUGAUCAUCAAGGAGGAUAUCGAGUACGGCGAGUUGAAUCUUCAGAAUCAGCACGGUGUUUUGUUGCCAGUGCAGCCACUACAGUGGGACGACAUCAUUGAAUUAAUAGCUCUCCCAGAUUCGAAUACGCUGAUGAUUGUAACAGCUGUUAUUGUGAUCACGGUGUUUAUCUCUUCGUCAAUAGCAGUCGCUUUUCUGGUUGUCCUUAAGAUUCGCAACGAUCGUGUGCUCAAUUCACGUGAACGCACAGCGUUCAUUGAUCAUACCAGGUACUUACUCGGCUUGAUGCUCUGUGCACUACGUGUUGCAUUUCUUCUGGCCACUGGUAUAGCCCUUAGCGUUUCAGUUCUGCUCCCUGCGUCUGCAUGA
This is a messenger RNA of Gongylonema pulchrum, 609 nucleotides long. The record is from the annotation of a GenBank genome assembly. Lineage: Eukaryota; Metazoa; Nematoda; Chromadorea; Rhabditida; Gongylonematidae.